Molecule: messenger RNA, 989 nt
Organism: Ornithorhynchus anatinus (platypus)
Lineage: Eukaryota; Metazoa; Chordata; Mammalia; Monotremata; Ornithorhynchidae
Gene: SNAP29
Product: synaptosome associated protein 29
Exons: 6
Coding region: 142-921 (259 amino acids)
Biological process (GO): synaptic vesicle priming; synaptic vesicle fusion to presynaptic active zone membrane; exocytosis
Cellular component (GO): SNARE complex; plasma membrane
Molecular function (GO): SNAP receptor activity; syntaxin binding
Source: RefSeq, a predicted model, not a curated record
CGCCGCCUUGUUUCCCCCCCCCCCCCCGAAGAAGCCAUCUCUGAAGCGCUUCCCACCUGCCGGGCGCUCUACCGAGCGCCCAUCUUUCAUCCGGACGGUUCCCGUGGGUCUCGGAUAAAGACCCGCGUCCGAGCGGCCGCCAUGUCGGCCCACCCCAAGAGCUAUAACCCGUUCGACGAGGACGAGGAGGAGGAGCCGAAGCCCGCCCGGCGGGGAGACGCCGGGAACCCGGAGCCCCCCGAGCCCGGGGACGGGCAGCGGUCCCUCCGGCGGGAAGUCCUCCAGAGAGCGGAGGCCGCGGUGGGCAGCACCCAGCGAUCCCUCUCCCUCCUCUACGAGUCCGAGAAGGUCGGGGUUGCGUCCGCGGAGGAGCUGCUCCGUCAGCGAGGGGCCCUGGAGCGCACCGAGCGCACGGUGGACAGGAUGGAUCGCGACCUGACCACCAGCCAGCGGCACAUCAACAGCAUCAAGAGCGUCUUCGGCGGGCUGGUCGACUACUUCAAACCCAAAGCCCCCGAGGCGGCCGCCGCCCCGGAGCCCGGCGGCCCGCCCCCCUCCCGGUCCGGCGCCCGGCUGAAGGAAGUCACGGAGACCAGCAGAAGAGAGCGAGAGGCGCGGUACCAGGCCAGCCACCCCAACCUGAGGAAGCUGGAAGGAGCAGGCCAGUACGUCGCUCGGGCAGCCGGCUCUGCCGCCGGCCCCGACCCGUACCCGAAGAAUCGGCACCUCCGAGCCUAUCACCAGCAAAUCGACAGUAAUCUAGACGAGAUGUCCAACGGGCUGAGCCGCCUGAAGGACGUGGCGCUGGGCAUGCAGAGCGAGAUCGAGGCGCAGGACGACCUGCUGGACCGGCUCUCCACCAAGAUGGACAAGCUGGACCUCAACAUCCAGGCCACCGAGAGGAAAGUCCGCCAGCUGUAGCCGGGGCGGGGGCCGCACCCGGCCGGGGGCGACCGUCCGUGCCCAGAACGAGUGGUUCGGAAAGGCUG